Molecule: messenger RNA, 12035 nt
Organism: Ostrea edulis (European flat oyster)
Lineage: Eukaryota; Metazoa; Mollusca; Bivalvia; Ostreida; Ostreidae
Product: innexin unc-9-like
Exons: 3
Coding region: 9207-10541 (444 amino acids)
Source: RefSeq, a predicted model, not a curated record
GACAAUAAUUUGACAUAUGUUUGACUACAUGCUGUAACUUUCUAGUUUAUGCAUGGUGUAUAAUUUUGUUGCAAAGGUAAUAUCUUCUGAAACGUUCUUCCAAACUUCUCCAGAAUGCACUUAGACUAUUGAGAGACGAUUGAUGUUUAUAGAAAUUGUAAAAGUACGGUAACAAUGACGAACGGAUUGAAACAUGUGUCUGCAUCAGGAAUAUAAACCAAAAUUAACGCCAGGAAAGUUUUCUUUUCCAGUGAUUUUGGGGCGUAUAUAGAUAUGUGGGUGCCACACAUUUCCCGCGGAAACCGGGCAUGACUAAUCAACGAAAAAAGAGAUCAGUGAUGUCGACGGUAUAGAAUACGACCAAGAACAAUUCAACGAUCAUUUGCUUGUAUAGGUCCGAAAUAUCUUUAAUUCAUCAUAAUAUCUUAAAAAUUUCUGUUGAAAUAUUCAAUAAUAUCUGGAUCUUAUCGCAUGGAUUUAGGUUACGGUUAAAUGGGCCCCGUGUUAUUCCUCUGUGUCAUUCAAUCGCAUUUAAAGACUCCAAGUAAUUAAAUCUGAAUGUAUAUCUAUUCAGUUCAAUGAUUUUCUUUCUUAUGUUUGUAAAACUGAUCAUACCGAACAGCCUGUAGUCGUUAUAGAAAAUGAUUAUUGUGUUUAGAAUUUAACUGAACAAUGGAUGAACAAUAAUGCACCUCGGUGUGGCUAUAUGCCAGAGUAUUACGCGCAAGACCAGUCAACUUUGUGUAUUCCGAAUUUAAGUCAUUUUCAUAUGUAAUAGGAAUUUUAAACUACCCACACUCACAGAAGACAUUGGAAAUCUCGCAUUGUAUUAGCAGUGCUGAUUAGAGCGUAACAAGCUUGCGCCGUGUUUUUUUUUUUCGAACAACCUUUGAGCCUACAUUGCGUUUUUCACUGCAGUGUGCUUGAUGCUCUUUUUUCUGCGGAUAAUACUUCGGAAUCUACAAACAUGUCCCCUACACUGACUGUCACAGAAUGUUACAGCUAUAUCAUAUCGCUCAAGAAAUACUUCAACAAAUUCAAGACUGGAUUUUCACUUUUAUAGAAACUCUGCAGUGACGGAUUAUUUGUGUUUUUUUUAAUUUUUACUCUACGUGUACACAGCUUUAUACCUUGAAAUUUUGUGAGGAGCAGCAGAACCGGUCAGCAUGGGAAACGGACUCUGCGUAGAGACGGGCAGCUCCAUGACAGUCUUUGACUGGUAAGUGACACCGUCCAUUUCAUGGACAAGUCUGUAUGCAUGGCGCUUAUAACUGCCUUAUCUAGUCCUUGAAAUUGAAAUGAGAUUGAACUUGUGUUGGUUGGAGUAUUGAAUUCACUGCUUAUAGGCCGCCAUUAACUGCUGUAACACGUGUGUUUUCAUUUGACAUUUUAAUCAUAUGUAAAGAUUUUCAACGGAAAAGGGAAAGGUUUAUUUUCAUUGGCAAGUUUAAUCGUGUUAAGGUGGAUGCUUCUGUUUAUAACGCGUACAGGUCCUCAUAGUUUGUUUAUAUUCCAAGUCUGUUCAGUUUAAAAUUUGAGAAACGAGAAUUAACGAAACAUCACUUAAAUAUCUGUAAGUGCCUGGUUUUUAGGUUUUUUUUUAUCAAUGAAUUGGUGGAUACAAGUGUUAAACCCUAAGCACAUCCUCUUCAGUACACUAACUCUUUACAAAAAAAAGUAUCCGUUUUCAAAAAGGAGAGAAUCAUUCAAUUUCAGUAAAGAGGAAAACUACAAAAAUUUGGACCAUAACAAUGAAAACUUAAUUGUAUAAGCGGAGGGACUCACGGCGUAGGUACAUCCAGUAAUUAGGUGAGCUGAAGAGCCUGGAACAGCCAGACUUCCUAUCGAUUUUUCUCAUGGUGUGUACUUUCCGAAGCCAGGACGCAACGCUUUCCAAAAUCUCACCCACUGAAUCAGUUAUGGAUAAUCAAAAGUCAAGACAGUGUCGUAAAUAUCGGUAUUUAAUGCUUUUAUGCAAAUGAGUGGGAAAAGGCAAAAACAGUACUCGGAGUAUGCCAUUAUGAAUGUAGGCGCCUCGGGUUCUCUUCCCAAGUUUAACUCACUAAUCCAGCAUGGAUUUUCAAAAUCUUAAAACCGAAAGCAUUCAAUCAAAAGUAUUUUUUCUUUCUUCAAACUGGUUUUUUUUUCUGUCUUAGACCUAAUUUCAUUUCAAAUCCAAUUUAAAUAAACUAAAGCAAACCUGAUCAAAUACAUACUCCAAUCUAAUUGGAUUUUCAAAAUCUUAAAACCAAAAGCAUUCAACCAACCUUUUUUUUUUCGAAAACCUUUUUUUAUUCUUCUGUCUGAGACCUUUUUUCAUUUCAAAUCCAAUUUCAAUAAACUACAAACCUGAUUAAUUACAUACCUCAAUGAGAUAACUGGGUACAAUUCAUAGAACACUUGGUAUUGAUGUCAUCAAUAAAAUCCACGAUGAUGUCAGUGAUUUUAUUGCUCUAAAAAUUUAUCAAUAAAUGAGCAGGUAUCUUAGAUAAUUUUCUAAAGGUAACUGAGCUGGUAACGGGUAGUAUUUCCUGUUUAAAUAAUCUAAAAUAUAGACUUGUACCCUUCAUUCAUGCUGCUUGUCGAUUCUUAAAAAUCGAAGAAAAGUAAAAUUUGCUGUAACGGAAGGCUAUCAAAAUCGUGUAUUGUUUGUCGGUUUUGCUGCCCCAAUCUGCUUCAAUGCUCGUUGUUGUCAGUCGCCACGAUGCUUAAUUGCCAUGUUGAUUAUAAUAUAAAGCAAUGUAAGUGUUUUAUCAGAAGUAUCUAAAUGUGGUCUAUUUCACAGUACGACGUCAUAGAAUUCAUCCGAACAAACGAAAGAAGAAAAGGGACUACGGAUAGACACAGUGCAUUAGACACAUACUGUAAGAGAAAAGGGACUACGGGUAUACACAGUGCACUAAACACAUACUGUAUUCCUUACAAAUUGUAGACACAACCAACAUAAAAAACCGCUAAGCAACUGCACAUUUUUAUCUACCACAGUGGUAAUUAACAAGACCAAAAGAUACCCCCACAGAAGUUACACUUAAUACUGAAAGAGUGUUGAUAUAGAGUGCUUUCUUAUAAUUACAAAAACCCACCAUUGCUCGGUAAACAUGUAGCUAAGGCUGAGCAAUAUACAUAGACGUGUUCCAGCCUGCUGUCCCGAACUUACUAGGACAUCUAUUGUCAGCCCUAUCGAUAGGCCCUUCAUAUCCACAGAUAUCAUCAAAAUUAUGGUUUUUCGCCUUUGAAAAUAAUCAGGACAUUUAAAUAUUUUUUUUUACAAAAAGAUGGUAGAGAUAUAUCGUGUUCAAAGACUACGAGAUCCUAAAUCGUGUAAGUCUGUUUUGAUUUGGAUGGUCUGCGUUACAACUUACAUGAUAUGAUAAUAAUUCAAACAAAUUGUCAGUGAUAUAUUUUCCUUUUCCCAUGCACAAUGUUGGCAAACGAAGUAACAAUAAUUUGGAGUGUUUGGAUUAAAGUCUCCUACAUUUACUAUUAACGACACUUGCUACAAAGAAAAUCGAACUUCUCUGUUUUCAAAUAUUUCUGUUUCAAAUAUUUCUGUACAAAAUGUGGAAAAAAUUGAGAGAUGGGUGGGAGGGGGGGGCAACAUUACAAACUGAAUUAAGUUAAGUUGAUCAAAUUAUGAGUGGUUUUUUUUUGGGUAUGUGUUUACAGAACUGUCCUGUAUAGAAACACUCUGCAAUCGCUUGAACUCUUCACACGUUGAUUAAGGAAUUGCUCAAAGUGCAUUAUGUUCAUGGUGUUGGUAAAUAACUUAAGUAUCAACGAAUACACUUUCAAACAUGCCCCAAUUAUGUCGAAAACUGUUUAAAAAAUUGGAAGUCAUCAAAAGAUGUAAAAAAAAAAAAAAAAAAAAAAAAAAUUGUUUGUAGGAAAUGUCUGUAAAAAGAAUGAUGUACAAUGGUCACAGAUUAUACAAGAUAUAUAUAUUGUGUAAGGAAAAAUCUUGUAGAAACAUUCCAUAGCACACUCACCAUUGUUAUCAGUUUGAAUCGUACGUGAAAUUCAUGAAUAUUCCUAAAUACAUAUGAGUAGAUCACGUGUUGGGGAAAUCCACAUGGGACUAUGUUCUGCAGAUUUGUGUAAAUCCUGUACCAUGUAGCAUAUCGAGUAGGGAAAAUUACUAUUGAUUCACUAAAGCAUUAUAAUUCUCAGACCUACCCGAUUUAUAUAGUAAGGGGUCAAAAUUGGUUUACAUGAAAUAUUGAAGUUAACAUUUCUACAUCUCAGUGCUCAAAAAAAAAGUUCCUGUUUUAAACGCAUCGAAUUUUUUUCUUUUCAUUUUUUCUAAUGGUUAGCUUGAUAUACGAAAAAAAAAGAGCUGUAAGUAAAAAAUAAGUGUCUGAACUGUUUACAGUACAUAAAGAAUGAUGUAAUAAAUAAUGUAAUGUAAUAAAUCAUGUAAUGUAAUAAAUAAUGUAAUGUAAUAAAUAAUGUAAUGUAAUAAAUCAUGUAAUGUAAUACCACAGAACCAAAUUCUGUACCCCACAAAGCACAAGUCCUUCCUCCGCAGAAUAUGUGAUUAAAAUCAUGAUUUGUUAUGAUAAAUGUUUAUACUCAACUUAGGGAUUCUGUUCUCUGUAAAAUUGAUAUAUCUUGGCAUUCGUUAAAGAAAAACUUAAAACUAUAGGUACAGGUAGACAGAUAAAUUUGUGAAGAAUUCUGUUGCUUUUUUCUUAUCUGAUUUUCUAAUCAAGCUCAGCAAGAUCAACAAUUUGUGAGUUUGGACUUCUGUCCAAGAUUUGGCAAAACAUUCACUCCCGGAUUUGUGUCGAUUGUUAGAAAUAGGUAUGAGUAUUUCAACAGUUUAAAUAUAUAUAAUAAAUCUAAAACUAUUCGUAAUUCUUAUGUCGUAUUCGAUUCAAACUGAACAGAAUCGCCAGAGGAUGCAAUGACCACACACUGCAGAUAAAACAAACACCAACAUACAUGUAUAUCUUUUUACCAAGGUUUCUUACUCUUCACAUAAAAAACCCGCUUUACAUUUUGUGGUAGUUGUUCACGCACUCGCCUCUCGCCGCUGCGACCCGAGUUCAAUAUCCGUGAUCGGCAGUAGUUGUAUGUGAGAGGGUAUGGUGGUCACCCACUCGGACACGUGGGUUUCCUCCGGGUACUCAAGUUUCCUCACACAAAAUGACCCCCCCCCCGCCCCUAUACCCAGCGCCAACUGUGCCAGUCGGUAGAUAACUAGUAAAUAAUUAAUUUUCAUUGUUGUUAAGUCCGACUUUAAAAAUAAAGAUUAUCAUUUUAGCUAUAAAUUCAACCAGGUAAAAUCCCAGCAUUAGUGCACAUGUACAGUGCACAUUCCGAUGCACGUGCAAAAUAAAAAAGGAGGAAAUAUUUUGUGAUUGGGUAUAAACUAUGGUAUGCCUGUCAAUGAAGCCAGGCGUGCUUCGGCGUCGCUUUUACUGCGUUGUCUGUUGUGGUUAUGGAUGUUUGAAGUGUUUGGUUAGUUAAGUCCGAUCAAGGUCUGGCUGUAGAACAGUUGUACAAAGGUGAUGCUUCACUGUGAUUCUUUCUUAUAAGCAGCUGUCACACAUUCCCAGCUAUAGGUAGAACAAUUCUCCAGAAUCUCAAAGAAGCACUCAAACAAGAGCCAAGAUAAUUUUUACAAUUAGCACCAUGUGCUUGGGUUGCUGCUUUUUUAUCUUCCUAAGUAAUGUUUUCAAUAUGCAUAAAACGCGAAACCUUUCUACUUUCAUUUUUAUGUUUAUCAUUACGAUGCGAUUUUCAUUAAACGUAUUACAUCUUCUCUUUUUAUCACUCUACAAUGAUUUCGGGGAUCUUACAAUACUAAAUGAUUUCUCCAUAACGUGGCAGGACUUGCUGGUACGAAGCAGGUCUUUGUCUACUUACGAAAAACAUUGACCGAAUAUGCAUUUAUAAAAUUUUCUAAUAUCAAUGAUUUAUUUGUACAGUUGAUUCAAUAUAGACUCUGUAAAAGGCAUACGUUAAAUGAAAUAGCGGAUUUCUGUUCUGUUUACGAUUGUUGCUGUAUGGGGGUAUUUUUUCAGCCCUUGUUCGAGAACACUUCUUCGACAAUUAUUUUUUACUCGCCAUUCUCAGAUAUAUUAUUUAGAUUAUUUAAAUAAAUUCGGAACGCCUGGUGCUGUUGAAUAUUUGUAUUUACAUUCCAUGGAGAUAGAACAGUUGUAGAGGGAAAGUUUUUUGAUGGUAUAAGAAAUUAAACCCAUGACAAAAGUAAACAUGAAAGAUCUAUUUAAAAGAUGAAGAAGAAAAAAAUGACAAAUAAAAUUCGGUUUUGAUUCUUGCGUUAAAUCCAUUUUCAGAAUCAAAACUGAAAGAAAUAAACCUAAAGUUCGUGCUGUUUCUUAAGUAUUUUGAAAAUCCUUUAACUGAAGAAAUCGGGGAUCUUAAGCAAGUCAAGUUUAGAAAAAAAUAUUAUCCCACUGCGGGGUUAAAGGUAUGUCACGUGGAUUUCAAAUUACUUACCGAAACAAUGAAAUAUUGCAUGACAUGGAUAACAUCAAGUGUUACGUUAAGUUUUGGCACCCUUCAGGGUUUGAAAGUUAAAACGAUUAGUCUCAAUCCACUGGAAUUCACAACAGCUUUUGUUUUGAGAUUUUGAACAUCUAUUGAGAAAAAAAAUCUGAUUCUAAUUACCAAAUGCGUGCAUGAUCCGUUUCAGAAGUCAGAAAGUAAAAUUGCCUUGCAUGACAAAUCUCUAUAAAACAUUGGAUAUGCAUACCCAUGAUAUUGUAUCAUAUUUGCAUAUCCGAGGGAAGCUGAAGAGUAGUUUUCUAAAUUAACAUAGAAAAAUGCGUAGAAGCAAAGAAUUGAAUGAUAUUCUGACAGGCAACAAAUAUUCAUGGUAACAGCUGCUAGCGUUUGGCCGAUAUAAAUGAUUUCUAUGCGCGGAUGUUUUAUGAAAGUUUGAAUUUUACUUGGGGGGGGGGGGGUUGAAUUUUAAUUCAUAAAUAUACUGUAUUCAAUCCGCAUAUUUUUAAAAAUGCAAAUUUUAUCGUUUUCAUCAUUUUUUCAUUGAAGUAGAUAUCUGUGAGUUAACGAUACCAGUACGAUAGGUCUAAAGAUUUGAUUAAUCGUAACUUUGGGAAAUUUAGCAUCAACAAAUCUACAGUGUGCCUUUUAUCUUUUAAUUACGUGAUAACUGGACACAUUUUUAAAAAAAAUACUUUGUAUAAUUUUAUGUUCUGUAGCAUAGCUGCAGAAAUGUUGCUCUCUGGAAGAAAAAUUGAACUACAGAUCCACUCGUUAUGAAAACCACUGAUUUACGUCGAGGCUAUUUCUGAGCGCAAUUCAGGUGUAAUAAAUCCGUAUUUUUUACAUCACCGCCUCAAGAUUUUUACAUAACAUUUUUUUCUACAUAUUUCGCCUGUUCACUCGUGUCAAGACAUCCGAACAUUAAUCAAAACCCCCUUCAAACUAAAAAAACAAAAAACUCUCGCAGCUUCAUUUAAGCUUAAGUGACGUUAGUUUACCAGUCAAUUCUAAUCUCAUUAUAAGUUUCACAUGCAUAUGUUUUUAAAUACUACCAAUGUAUACUUAGAAAAAAAAGUAAUGAUAAUUCGAGUUCAGUUAAUCAAGACUGUUUAUAGAGGUUUGAAUAUUGAUAGCAAGAAGAUCGAACACCAUAUAUAGUGUUGAAAACAUGAAUAAAUACACAAGUCAAAGGAAGUCAACUUUAAUGGCAGCCUAGUAUGGCUUCGUAAUAAUUUUAUUGAAGUAGUGAGUUUUUAGUCCAAAUGGAGUUCUACUAAUUGUUUGAAGGUGUAUCUUGAAAAAAAAAAAUCCAGUGUGGUGAAGAAAUGCGUUAGAAAUUCUUUACGGAAUAAAAUUUGUAGGUUGUUUGUAUUACAGGGAUAUGUAAACAAUGGCGGCACGGGGUAAUUUGUGCAAUCGGCGCGGGAUAAUUUGUGCAAUUGACGAUGUUGAUUGUGCAAAAAUGACCUCAAUGGUUCCAUUGUUUAUAUGAACCUAUUGUUUACACGCCCCCAUGAUAUAAACAAACUAGACGUGUAUUCCUUAUAUCAAAACUUGCAAAACAACUUAAUCUAUUGUAUGAUUAUAGGAUUUAUUAACGAGAAUUUAUUUUGUGGUGGGCAUUGGUAAGAAACAUACUGUCAUAGAUUUAUGUUAUACACCACACGGAGGGCGUGACCGGUCAACAGGGAAAGCUUACUUCUCCUAGACACCUGAUCCCACCUCUGGUAUGUCCAGGGGUCUGUGUUUGCCCUACUCUUUAUGAGAUUUGUUUGAUUGAUCACUGUUCGUUAUGUUCCCGUUUUUACCCAUAGCCAGCUGAUUUUCGAUUUUUUGGUGGAACUUGAAAUUUCAGGUACUAAAUCUCUUUGGAUGUUAAGAUACGGAUGAACAUAAACAUAGCAUAAACAACCCGCCAUGUAAACAUUAUAAUGUGAAAAGUAGCUUCAUGUGUGACUUUUUAGUUGUCUUGCAUGACGGUGGUCUUCUGAUAUGAUAAAACAUUUUUUAAAGAUUGCUUUAUUCUCCGACGAAAUACCAGCCGUCUGUUAUUAAGGUUUCUUUUCGCCGAGUAAAUUGUUACGGUGUGUCACCAAGUUUAUUAUAGUAUUUUGACAUGUAUGAAGGUCUCACCGUGGUGCUGAUAGCAGUAAACUUAUUUUGUCAUAUCUGCUUCUGGUUGUAUGUGAAGAACCAAUCGAUAACUGGCUGGAAAAUACUCACUCAAUAUGGAUACUUGAGAUAGCGAUCUUUCAGUAACAGGGUUGUUGCGAUGCAUAGAGAGGUAUAGAGACUUGUCUUAUAUCAAUCGCUGAUUAUUUAGACCUUAUUAGAUAAUCUAACAACGAUCUUUAUCUCAUUCAAUGCUGUAGUUUUGUCAAAUUCAUCUUCUUCGCCUGUCAAAUCUUUUGUGCUGCACAUCAAUAUCAGAACAACGGCUUCCAGGUUUUAUCAGUUUUCGGACUACCAUUUUGGAAGUCUUUCUCGACUUGGUGGUGUUAACCGCACAGGAUGUCGUUUACACGACAUUUUUGUCCAAAAGCCCCAAGAAUAAUACCCCAAAGUAGCGGGGCCCGUGUUGUUGAUAAGGAUUAGCCGCUGACUUACUAUAAUAUCUUGUUCAAUGCAGGGUGAUUUUUCUACUUAAGGUUCAUAAGGUUCGUAGGGAGCUCUAGACUCAUUUGUGGUACAUUCCAUCUCGUGAAUUUUUAUAUUGGUACACCAAGUAUAACAUGUCGACUGCAGCUACAGUUUUGGAUAAGUUUAUCGGCCGGAAGCCCCCACCUCCGCCUGAUCCGCCUCCACCUCCACCGCCACCCGAUCCUCAAGAUCCCAACCAACCGAAGCUGGACCACGUCCUGGGUACAGUGCAGUCACAAGUUGGACUUCGCACCAUCUAUGAUGACGAUUUCAUCGAUAGACUCAAUCAUUACUACACAGUGAUACUUUUGAUAAUAUUUACUGUAAUAGUAAGCACGAAUCAGUACGUGGGUGACCCUAUAGAAUGUUGGUGUCCGGCGGACUUCACAGAAAACCGCGUCGACUACACCAACUUCGUGUGCUGGGUCAGUAACACGUACUACAUACCAUUUCAAAACCAAAUCCCGGUAAAUAUUGAUCAUCGUCGGCAGAAGGAGUUGACGUAUUAUCAAUGGGUUCCCAUCAUCUUACUUAUCCUCGCUCUCCUCUUCAAAAUGCCUCGAAUGGUUUGGAAAGUACUCUCCGCCUCGAGUGGAAUCAGCAUGGAUAAGCUCGGAAAUCUUGCAAAGGAAACCCAAUACAUAUCUCCAGAAGACAGGGAGAAAAAGCUCAAUCAUAUCGUCAAGUACAUUGAUCAAUGGCUGAGUGGCAUACAACCAUACCGGGCGGGAAUGUGCGUUCGAUUACGAGAACGCGCUAGUAAGAUUGCCUGCUGCUUCUGUGGUCGCCAUUUUGGAAACUAUUUGGUCACAUGCGUUCUAUUCAUAAAGUUAUUGUACCUCGUGAAUGCUAUAUCACAGCUCUACAUACUGAACGCUUUCCUCGGCACGGACUAUAGUGUCUAUGGGAUUGAGGUUCUCACUUCGCUAUACAGCGGCGAAGAUUGGACGUAUUCGCCGAGGUUUCCGCGAGUUACCCUAUGUGACUUUGAGAUCCGACAAAUGACAAACUUACAGAGAUGGACAGUUCAAUGCGUUUUGCCAAUCAAUCUCUUCAAUGAGAAAAUAUUCAUAUUCCUUUGGUUUUGGCACGUAUUCCUCGCCUUUCUCAGCGCGUUUAGUUUAGUCGUUAGUGCUUAUGCAUUCAUGUUUCCGCAGCACCGAAAAUCGUACAUCCGAAAGUACCUUCUUCUCAACAAACUGUACAAAUCAGGAAAAGUAGGAGGUGAGAGAGAUAAAAAGCUCGCUCGUCGAUUCGUUGACAACUACUUACGUCAGGACGGAUGUUACGUUCUGCGUGUGUUCAGUAACAAUGCUAAUGACGUCAUUACAUCUGAAAUAAUCAAGUAUCUCUAUCAGGAUUACGUAAAAGAGAAAGAACAUAGAGAUGUAGAUAUCAAUGGUUUGGUAGAAGAAAGUCAGAAAUAGUUUUAAAGGUGAAGACUUUAAAGGUUGAAGUUGAAAAGGCCAAAAAAUUGACAUGUUAAAUCCUGAAACAUGCAUGUUGCCAAAUAUUUUUUCUUAUUACCAAAGAUGGAUGGCAUUAAGCUAGCUCCGUAUUGAUUGUUGCUCGUCUGAACCUAGUUUUUGGCGCUUGUAGCUGCACUGAACGACCAAGUGUCGGACAGUAAGGAGUGCUGAUGGAUGUGUAACGUGAUGCAAAUCGACGUCUUUCAGCGUUUUAAUAACUAAUGAUACUGAAAAUUUCAUGAACACCACUGCUUAACGCAAGGGUGUAAUGCAGAAAUGAUCUCUCCGACCGUGAAUUGUGUGUUUCGUGUUUUUCUUUUUUACGUUUGUUGUUUUGUAACUCGUUAAAUAAUCUCUCUGUUUGCUUUGUGUUUGUUUUUGUCUCGUUCAUUCCAAGUUUAACGGCACCCUUAAUAGUCUCUAUAUCUGUGAUAAACAUUUUGUAGAUAAACUGAUUAUUUUAUAAGAUCGCCUCAAUCACCGUGUUUUUACUUUUUCGGUACACUUUGCAUGCAACACAUCACUGUUUUUAUAAUAUAUAUUCACCAGUUUUAAUUGUGUUGACUGUCGUGUCAAUCUUGUAUAAAAUAUUCAAAAAGUAUGUCAGUAGUUGGCAUUUGAUGAACAGAACAAGGGAAUGAAAAGAGACCACCUAAUCACAUGACUCAGAGCCUUGUGGUGACCAAAGAUCAAAACAUUCUGUGGGUGUGUAUAUACGGUAUGGUUCUGUUAAGCGUUGUCGCGCAGUUAAAGGACUAAGUAGUUGUAGGUCUCUUUGUUCUUCCAGUGCAGGGUCAUUCUUUGACAGGGAUUAAAAUUGUCACCAAAUCUGGUUAACCAGUUCUGGUCACGCUACUGUAAACUCGUCAUUGUGGAUUAAGUGGAAACUAAUUGCCCCUAAUAUGUUUUGUCUACCACUUUAAUUUGUAUUUUAAGAUUUUUGUGCAAGAUAAUUGGCAAGAAGAUGAAUUACCAAAGCAAUAUGUGGAGUGAUUUUGUCUUGUGUUUUAUAUAUUGAUGAACUUAAUGAAAACUUUAAUUAUUUAAAUGAUAUGUUGAGCAGAACUUUAACCUUUCUGUAGAAAUGUAAUUGUUUAAUUACAGAAUGCAUUUUCUGUGAAAAUGCUGUCGGUUCUCUGUUAAUUAACACCAACUGUCCAUGAUAUAAUUUUGAGUUGCCCUUAGGCUCAAGAAGACUUGUCACUGAAAAUGCCUUUAUGAUUUGUUGGUUCUUACUUGUUCAUAUCUACAUUUUAUCUUUUCAACGAACCAUGUUUUAAUUGAUUUGUACAGCUUAUUAAUUACGCAAAGAAUCAUUCACAUGUUCUAAUACUCCUUGUUUGUCUUUAACGAAUACAAGCGAUAUGGCUGUGUUUUAAAAUUCAAACGAAAAAGGAUGAUGAGGUUGUGUUAUUUUUAUACAAGAGAGGAUAUUAAAUUUUAAAAAAUGUA